This is a messenger RNA of Aegilops tauschii subsp. strangulata, 735 nucleotides long. The record is from RefSeq and is a predicted model, not a curated record. Lineage: Eukaryota; Viridiplantae; Streptophyta; Magnoliopsida; Poales; Poaceae.
AUGUCAAAGCCGUCGCCGAUGCCGGGCCGAGCUAGCCGGCCAAAGUUUCCUCCGGUCCUCUUCCUGUACCACCAAUCUCCAUCUGCUUUGGAUCUGGCAGCAGCCAAGACCCGAAAACUCCAGAGAGGGAAGCACCAUAAGGCUCAACACCUCCGGCGUAGAUCCAUCCAGGCGCCGGAUCAAAGAAGACCCGACCUGGUCAGCGACGAAAGCCACCAUCCUGCGCCGGCCGGCGGCGAUCAGGCACCGGAUCCAGAAGGAUCGGACCCGAGACCAACGGCGCACGCGACCACCAGAUCCAGCGGCCGCACCACGCCGCGAGCACGAACCCCAACCGCGGCGCGCUGCGCACGUCGCGGCCAGGAUCCAUCUGCAGCGCCGCCGCACCCCGCAAAAGUACGGCGCCUCCUCUCGAACGGCCGUCCCGCGCCAGCCCAUUCGGGGGAAGGAGAAGGGAGCCCCGCCGCCGCCCCUGCCGGCCUGGCUUCGCCCGGCGGCGCUGCUGGCGGCGGCGAGGAUGGAGGAGAUGUGGGGGAGUCCGGGCGCCGGCGGCUAGGGUUUCCCCCUGGUCGCCCGCGGGGGCGACCCGAGGGGUACGAGCCUCCAUCCUUUAUUGCUUCCACUACCAGCUUGCAAUCUGAUGCCACGACGAUCCUAGAAAUAUAUAAGUCCUCGGCCAAUGCUAGCGCCUCUCUCACGGCCAAUGCUUCGAGAGCUAUUAGACCAUCAAUGUAG